Sinocyclocheilus grahami is the source of this 3013-nucleotide messenger RNA. Its product is annotated as ras-related protein Rab-11A. Gene Ontology annotation, molecular function: GTPase activity; GTP binding. The record is from RefSeq and is a predicted model, not a curated record. The transcript has 5 exons. The coding region runs from base 154 to 801 and encodes 215 amino acids. NCBI's taxonomy places the organism in Eukaryota, Metazoa, Chordata, Actinopteri, Cypriniformes, Cyprinidae.
GGAGAAGCUCGCUGCUGGUUCGCCUGCUUGCUAACUUGCUAGCAUGGCUACAGCCUAAUCACAAAUACACUGCAGUGCAGCUGCGGAGAGGACAGGGUCGGCUCCACUUUUCCUUCACAUUCUUCCAUUGUUUGCGCUUUUGUUUGAACCGAGAUGGGGACGCGAGAUGACGAAUAUGACUACUUGUUUAAAGUGGUCCUGAUCGGAGACUCUGGUGUGGGGAAGAGUAACCUGUUGUCCCGUUUCACCCGAAAUGAAUUCAACCUUGAAAGCAAAAGUACUAUUGGAGUAGAGUUCGCUACACGUAGCAUUCAGGUGGAUGGAAAGACGGUGAAAGCUCAGAUCUGGGACACAGCUGGACAGGAACGCUACCGGGCCAUCACUUCAGCGUAUUACCGGGGAGCUGUUGGGGCCCUUCUAGUGUAUGACAUCGCCAAGCACCUGACCUAUGAAAAUGUGGAGCGCUGGCUUAAAGAGCUGAGAGACCACGCAGACAGCAACAUAGUCAUCAUGCUCGUGGGCAAUAAAAGUGACUUGCGUCACCUUCGGGCCGUGCCCACCGACGAAGCACGUGCAUUUGCAGAGAAAAAUGGUCUGUCCUUCCUAGAGACCUCAGCCUUGGAUUCCACUAAUGUAGAGACCGCUUUUCAGACCAUCCUGACUGAAAUCUACCGGAUCGUAUCCCAAAAGCAGAUGUCUGACCGCCGAGACAAUGACAUGUCACCAAGCAACAAUGUGGUGUCCAUCCAGGUGCAACCUACUGAGAAUAAACCAAAGAUGCAGUGCUGCCAGAGCAUCUAGCGGCACCAGUCCUGUCCCGUACCCUCCUCCAACCACCCACCUGCAACACCCCCUCCUCCCCUCCUCUUCAAGACUGCUUUGGGUCUGAGAUGCAGCUGCACAACUAGGCUUGAGCACAGAGGCUGGUUCCAAAAGCUGGAAUCUCAAAGGGUCACCACCUGCAGUCUGGACUAAGCUUGUUUUUUUUUUGGUUGGUUCUUCUCCUUCCUGCCAUGGUAGGCUUUUAUAUUGCAGAAUUUUAAUAAUCAUUUGUGCCGAUCUUCACUGAAAUGUCUUAUAUAUAUAUAUAUAUAUAUAUUAUAAUUUCAUUCGCAAACGUGUGAGGUUCGCUUAUGUAUGUCUUUAGUAGCAGCCCCCUUGUCACUGGCAUGUCUGGGGUGGAGGGGAGAAACGUGCAGUAUUGGAGGUUUUGCUAUAUUUAAUGUGAUUGUCGAGAGAUGAUGUACCUGAUAGAUGUUAGAUGACGAUUAGGGCCCAAAGACCACAGGCUUCACCUUUCAGCCAUCUUCCAAGUAUGAUUUACAUCGCAUGUACAGUCCCUUCACGCACUUGGCACGGGGAACAUCGCGUCACGUUCUUGAUUUCACCAUCAGGCCAGUGGAAGAGGCCUUAAGGCAUAUAGCUACCGCGCUGUUUUCUCAUCACCUUCACGUGCUUCGAGGUAGAAUAGUGGUUUUAGUGCCUUUUUUUCUGAUGGAACGUCACACACACGGACGCCUUCAUGCAUGCGCUUAAAACGCAGCACCUCUUCAGCUACCCGAGCCAGUGCAAAUUGUAAUGUAGUCUAACACAAACCUUUUUUUUUGUAUUCCAGCCCUUGUCUACAUAUAGCAAAAGUUCAAUUUGUAGAAACAAUAAUUGAUAAUGCAAAAAGAGGGGAAAAGUACUUCAGCGGACAGGCACAAGUUCUCUUCGAAACACUACCACAGACCUAUUCAGUAUGAAACGAGGGAAUAGAGACUAAACGUAACAUUCUCUUCUCGUCACAACCUCGAACCCAUUGUACUUUUGCAGGUCACGCUCUGUCGUUAAAUUCAGAACAAGAAAAACAGGCAGCGGUGAAUGGCGGCCAGCUGACGGCCACAUCCCAUGAGAGCACUCUAGGGAAUAGAUUUGAUACUUUUUCUUUUCGUUUUUGCACUGAAUGCACUGAAUCUCUCCCGGUUUGACUUAGCGCCACUACAUGAUUAAUGAUCUUAAGACCUGUAACUUGUAUUUAUUCUGUGGUAGUCACUUUGAUCGAGUUGUUAGCCUUUAGUCUUCGUGGCGGGACUCUUAAAUGUUAAGACAGUGUGAUAAUUUAUGAAUGUAUUAUAUGUUUUAGCCUACGAAAAAGUCGUUGUCCUGAGUCCAGCAGAUGGGGAAACUACCACAAGCUGUGAUGCUCGUCUUCGCUUAAUGGCUGUCUAAUAAAACUUACUCAGUGUGACACAAAAUAUCAGUAAAGACUGAACUAAUAAUGCAUGUUAUAUAACGGUCACCACGGGUGACCUCGGAGCGGAGGAAUACUCUAGACCUCAGCAUCUUGGUCUGCAACCCUGAAGUCAUUUAUUUGCUGGAAAUUUCACUUUGGUUAUCGAUCCCCCUGACUUUAAUUACCCCAGCCCUAGGUGAAAUAACAUAGUUUGCUACGAUCAUUCUCAGCAGUAUCAGAACACAUUCCAGGUGGAAUUGAAGGCCCUUAAAGGCUGCAAUGUAAUUAGUGAAUCAGACUGAACCGAACGAACCGACAUAAGUGCAUGCGAGUCAUUUUACUGUUUUUAGUCUCCUGUAUCUCAUAAGGUAAAACUCUAGGUCUUCUAAGCAGCACAUCGAGGUAAUACAGUACUUAUCGCCAUCAAAAGGAAAAGACCUGGUGAUUAUACACGUGUCAGGGUCUGCUUGUGCUCGUUUAGGACCCUGACUCUGAUUGUAUGACUGUUCUUUAAAGGCAGGGGUCUCUGGUGCUAACGGGGGCCAGUGCCAAUGAUGUGAGGGUACAGAUGGCACAACUAUGACCUGCCCAUGCACUGCACAUAGCUGGUGUGUCCUAGUAAGAUUAAACGGAUAUUACUUUUCUGACUGUCGGAUCUUUCACGUAUUGCCUCGAGAACUUGAUUUCUUUUUUUUGUCUGCAAUGUACUGUGAUUUAUUUUGUAUUAUGAUUAUACUAUUACUCUGUCCACUGUAAUUCCAAUUUAAAAGAGCAAAUAAAAUAUGUAGUUAAUUCAAA